CAUCUCUUCCUCUUCUUAUCCUUGGAUUUCUGAGACUUUUUUUCACCACAGCUGUGAAUUAUCAUAAAGUUGUAUCUGAAUAUGGCAUCCACUGGAAUUUCUUUUUUACAUUGGCUUUUACAAAGAUAUUUUGCUUUAUUGUAAUGGUCCUAAUUCCAAUAAGACCCGGAGUUUUAUCCAUGAUCACUAUGGUUCUUCAUCAAUGGCUGCUAUUAAAAGGGGGACUGACAUCAUUUGUUUUAUCUGAUGACAGAAGGAAUCUUUUUGAAGAAAAUAAAGAAGGAAUUUGCUCUCUAUUGGGAUUUAUGUCACUUUAUUUGUAUGGUAUUGAGCUAGGAAGUUUAUUAUGGAAGACCAGACAUAAAACAGGUGAAUAUCUUCGUCUGCUGUGGCAACUUUGUGGUGUUGGUUUUUGUGGAUGGAUAAUAAUGUAUGCUUUGCAUGCUAGUGUUCAACCCAUCUCAAGAAGAAUGGCCAAUUUGUCUUAUUGUGUGUGGGUUGUCUCGCUGACUACACUACAAAUUGCUGUCCAUUUUUUCGAAAAUAUUUUCCUGCUUUUCUCCAGUAAAUUUUUGAAACACAAGUUUAACGAUUGUCUAUUGUGGAAAGCCAUCAAUUUUAAUGCACUUUUUUAUUUUUUACUAGCUAAUGUAAUUACUGGUGUUGUUAAUUUGUCUAUUCAUACUUUCAAAGCAUCAAACCUGGUCUCUCUUAUAGUUCUUGUUCUAUACCUAACAGUUCUAUCUCUUAGCACAGUUGUAUUUUUCCAGCAUUCGAUUCGUUUCAAAUUUUGGUGACUUUUCUGUUACUUUUUUUUGGAAUCAGUAUUUUUAUACAUUUAUGAAAUGUUGUGCAUGUAAACGGCAUAGCAUUGUUUAUGUUUUCCUUCGUACAUCUGUUACACACAUGUUUACAUAUGUUACUGGGAAAGACCGAAACUUGGAAAACAUCGAUAUUUGCCAGUCAAUGUCAAACAUCACAUUGCAAAGACAUCAGAGAAAGAUAGAAUAUUUCCAAUGAAUUACCACUGAACAUUGACAUCUCUCCUGACCCUUUCAUAGUAAUACCUUCAUAUAUAGUGUGUCUCAAUUACAGGCCCGGCUCUUGGGGCAGGCAAUCUAGGCAGUUGCCGAGGGCGGCAGAUUUUAGGGGUGGCAAAUUUACAAAUUGAAACAUAUAUUUUAAAAGUAUGAAUAUCUAUAUCAGCAUCAUAAAAUUCACUGCUUCACUGCUAAAGAAAAUAAUAAUUUAGAGUGUAUACCAGUGCUUGGAUAUGCAAAACCCAGUUUGAAAUUUAACUAGAAACUAGCUUUAAUUUUAAGCAAUUUACAAUUAUUUUUAUUUUAUUAAUAUAUUAUUAUAUUAUUUUAAUAAUAAUAUAUUAUUAUUAUCAUUCAAUCUGAAGGGGGCGGCACUUGUCAAUAUCGCCUAGGGCGGCAAAACUACUAGAGUCGGCCCUUCUCAAUUAAAUGUUUCAUCACUCACAAUGUAAUUGUUCAUUCAGCAACUACUAGUUUGAAAGUUAGAUUUGAUUUUGAUAGUAUGUUAUACAAUGAUCUUUCGAAUUUACAUCCCAGAGCGUUUUCAAACAUUAGAGCUAAUGGACUAGACCCUAAUGCUUUCAAAGAACUAACUAAGUAGCUCAUAACCUUCGAUGAAUGGCUAACAGAAGGAAAUCUACGGGUCAAAUUAAUCCACAUGGGACAUAACAAAAAAAUCAAAUUAAGAAGAGUACACAAUUGGUGUUGUACCUGAACAGUCCAGUUCCCUAACCCUUAUUGAAGACGAAAUAAAUCCUCAAUUCUAUUUAUGUGAAUGCAAAUUCUGCCAAAACUGCUCCAUCUGCUGCUACUGGCUGCUUAACGAUUUAAUUUAUUGACUGGAGUAUACUGUGUAAUUGGACUUAUCUUUAAAUAUCUCUUGCUAUUCACACAAGUGUCUUGUGAGCAAUCUUUUUCAACUUCAAAUUCAUUAAAAACAGAUUGAGAGGCAACUUGAAUCAACAAAAGCUAGAAAGUUUUAAAUUAAUGUCGACGGAAGUUGUUUUUUUUUGGAACCCAAAACAUUUUCACGUAUGUUUUCAAACAACAAUCUUCUUUUUAAGCUCUUUUGAAAUUGUUAUUUAAUGUAUAAAUUGUACAAAUAAGAAAUGAUCAAUAUUCGAUAUCACCAACUCCUUUUUAUAUUUAUUGAAGGUUUGUAGUUACAUUACACAAAUAAUUUACAUACACUAAUUUUGAAAAUGCUUCAUUGCGAAAAAUUGGACUAGUUUAAUCACAAAAUUAUUUUCAUUACCAGAUUUUUUGUUUGAUUAAUUGAUUUCAUACUACAACUUUUGUUGAAAUGACUGAGUCUGAUAAGAGGCAUAUCAAGAGAAGCCUUGGUUUAACUAGCUGCGUUGCCCGGCUUUACACGGUCUACCAUGAAAAUAAAAAUUGUGUCAAGUGACUUAUGCUCAACAAUCAGGCUUAAGUAAAAGAAAAAAAAAAUCAUGCAAAUUUCCCUUCCAAACAAUGAUGACAGUAUUAAAAUACUUUUAAGAAAUUAAAAUGGAAAAGAUGGAUUUAAAAAGCGUAACCAUGGAAACAUAAAAUAAAAUAAGUUUAAGAAAUUAAAGUGUGAAAGAUACAAUGGAUUCAAAAAGCGUAACCAUGGAAAAGUGAAAAUUAAAUGGUUAACAACUUGAAUGGAAAUGGGAUUUUUCAAACUGAUUUAAAAAGUCUUUAACUUUUUAAAUCAGUUAAGUAACUUUUUUCCCUUUGGAGUUAGAAGCUUACUUUCUGACCAAAGGUCGAGUUAGAUCUGGAAUAAAAAAUGUUGCUUUUUCCAAUGGUGUCAAAAAAAAAAAAAAAAAAAACUGUGGGAAAACUCCUUCACUUUUUGUUGAUUUAUUUAAUGAAGAAAGUAGUGCCUAAAUUUCAGCUAAGCCUAAAAAAAUUCAAGCUAAAAACACAAAUAACUCCCGCCAUAAUAAAGUUAGAGCAUUGGAGCGAAUUGCGUAGAACGCGGAAAAUUCUACCCUUGCUGACAAUAU
This is a messenger RNA of Uloborus diversus, 3034 nucleotides long. Its product is annotated as phosphatidylinositol-glycan biosynthesis class W protein-like. Gene Ontology annotation, cellular component: membrane; endoplasmic reticulum. The coding region runs from base 144 to 797 and encodes 217 amino acids. Lineage: Eukaryota; Metazoa; Arthropoda; Arachnida; Araneae; Uloboridae. The transcript is spliced from 4 exons. The record is from RefSeq and is a predicted model, not a curated record. Gene Ontology annotation, molecular function: glucosaminyl-phosphatidylinositol O-acyltransferase activity. Gene Ontology annotation, biological process: protein localization to plasma membrane; GPI anchor biosynthetic process.